Messenger RNA from Salvelinus fontinalis (brook trout), 2945 nucleotides. RefSeq names its product protein NDNF. Gene Ontology annotation, biological process: extracellular matrix organization. The coding region runs from base 485 to 2203 and encodes 572 amino acids. Gene Ontology annotation, molecular function: protein binding. NCBI's taxonomy places the organism in Eukaryota, Metazoa, Chordata, Actinopteri, Salmoniformes, Salmonidae. The record is from RefSeq and is a predicted model, not a curated record. The transcript is spliced from 5 exons.
CAGGGGAUCCCCGCUCUUAAAAUAACAGAGGCGAAGACACCCAGAUCUAUACCUUGUUUUGCUCUAGGUUUACAGACACGUCUCUCAAGUAUUUCUGGAGGAGUGGGCUGGUUAUCGGAGUGCACCUAGGGAGAGCGCAGAGACAGAAGUUCGCACCAGUUUGCCAGUCGGAGUCUCAAUAGCAGCCGCGCGGCAGGGGACGGACGCGCAGCCAGAACUCAGGAAACCUACCCACUCAGAUUCUGAAACAAGGCUCAACCCUCCAGAACUGCCACCAACUAACCAGACCUGUAAUCCGAUUGCCACCACACAAGAACUGACUCGAGGAAUCUAUUGGACAGUGAAAAGGACAACUGUUUUGCAUUUUUUUCCUUAAUUCUUAACAUUUUUAUUGUGGUCUCAUAAUUGUUGCGCUGGUUAGGAAAAAGCAACAUAUCCAUACAACUUUCCAACUAUUUUCAUCAUCCCUAAACCUGAAAGGAGGAUGAGGCUGGAUUUUGGACCUCAGGGCUGGCCUCUGGCCCUGGCUCUACUGCUGGGUGUUGUAGUGGGCCAGAAGCUGCCCACGCGAGACGAGGGCCUGUUCCAGAUGCAGAUCAGAGACAAGACCCUGUUCCAUGAUUCCUCCGUCAUCCCAGACGGAGCCGAGAUCAGUGGAUACUUGUUCAGGGACACGCCCAAAAGGUACUACUUUGUGGUGGAGGAGGACAACACCCCACUGUCUGUGACGGUGACACCAUGUGAUGCUCCUCUGGAGUGGAAGCUCACUCUGCAGGAGCUGCCUGAGGAGGCCAGUGGAGAGGGAUCAGGUGAGCCAGAGCCCCUGGACCAGCAGAAGCAGCAGCAGGUGACAGUAGAUGAGGGCACAGAGCUCUUCUCCUACAAGGGGAAUGAUGUGGAGUCCUACGUGGCCACCAGCUCUCCCUCCGGCCUCUAUCAGCUGGAGAUGCUCUCCACAGAGAAGGACAGCAACUUCAAGGUGUACGCUACCACCACCCCAGCGUCUGACCAGCCCUACCCCGAGCUGCCCUACGAUCCCCGGGUGGACGUCACCGCCCUGGGCCGGACCACUGUCACCCUGGCCUGGAAGCCCACCCCUACGGGCGUUCUGAUGGGCCAGCCCGUCCAGUACUGUGUGGUCAUCAACAAGGAGCACAACUUCAAGAGCCUGUGUGCUGCCGAGGCUAAGAUCAGCGCUGACGAUGCCUUCAUGGCCGCUCCAAAGCCAGGCCGGGACUUCAGCCCCUUCGACUUUGCUCACUUCGGCUUUGUCCCCUCAGACAAUAACUUAAACCGAGGUCUCACCAGCAACAAGAUCUCCCGCUCCUACACAGCCAAACCCAAAGCCUCUGACAUUCAGAAAGUCUGCAUUGGUAACAAGAAUAUCUUCACCGUGUCGGACCUGAAGCCGGACACUCAGUAUUACUUUGACGUGUUCGCUGUGAACUCUGCCACCAACACCAGCACCGCCUAUGUGGGCACAUUCGCCCGCACCAAGGCAGAGGCUCGGCAGAAGACGGUGGAACUGAAGGAUGGCAAAGUGUCCGACGUCUUCAUCAAGAGAAAGGGCAGUAAGUUCCUGCGCUUCGCCCCUGUCUCCUCCCACCAGAGGGUCACUCUGUUUGUACAUGCCUGUCUGGACUCUGUUCAGGUGCAGGUUAGGCGUGAUGGCAAGCUGUUGCUCUCCCAAAAUGUGGAGGGUGUACGGCAGUUUCAGCUGCGAGGGAAGCCCAAGGCCAAGUACCUGAUCCGUCUGCGAGGCAGUAGGAAGGGAGCGUCCACCCUGAAGGUGCUGGCCACCACAAAGCCCAGCAGCAAGCAACCCUUCCCAUCGCUACCCGAGGACACGCGCAUCAAGGCCUUCGACAAGCUGCGUACCUGCUCCUCUGCUACUGUGGCCUGGCUGGGAACGCAGGACCGCAACAAGUUCUGCGUCUACAAAAAAGAGGUGUCCGAGAGCUACGGCGAGGAGCAGCGGCGCCGUGAGCAGAACCAGUGUGCCGGGCCUGAGACGCGCAGGAAGUCAGAGAAGGUCCUCUGCAAGUACUUCCACAGCCCAAACCUGCAGAAGGCCGUUACCACGGAAACCAUCACAGGGCUGGAGCCGGGCAAGACCUAUCUGCUGGACGUUUAUGUUGUGGGCCACAGUGGUCACUCAGUCAAAUACCAGAGCAAACUGGUGAAAACGAGGAAGUACUGCUAAUAGACUGCACAGAAUAAAUCUAUUAUAUAUAUAUAUAUAUAUUAAAAAAGUUUUAUUUAACUCUAAGUGAUAUUCUACUAAGGAGUGUAUACAGACUGACCACUCACACAGCCGAUGAGCCUGUGGCAGAGACUUAACUGUUUGCAGAGGGAGAUAUCAACCUGUAUAUUUAUGUUUACAUUUCAUUGUUGGCAUGUUUUUGGGCGAUCCAUAGGUGAGAGGUGCUCACCUAUGGAUCGCCCUGUGCUUGGGGUCCCAGAAUCUCGUUGCCAACAGGGAGACUUCAGAGCUUCAGAGAAGAGACUGUUUCAUCUUGUGCAUCUCUCUGUCGCUGCAUGACUCUUGCGUUCCUCUGUCAAAAUGGUUUGUUACUUCAGUUUCAAUUUAAGUUGACCUGCAGAGAUAAAAUAGCUACCAGCCGUGUAUAGUUCUCUCAGUGCAUCAUUUACAUUUAGGAGAGAUUUAAAUUAUUUUAUACUUCACCUCUUUUGAUUUGAUUGUUUGUUUUUAUUGAUCAUGAUGACUAUUACUGUUAUGAAGAAAUAAUUCAAAUUCUAUGAGGAAAUUGUCAUUGUGGAGACAUUCCGUUGUGUAACUCAGCCAGUGUGCGCUCUAGAGCCUGUCUGUAAAUGUGUUCUGUGCUGGAGGUCUGUGUGUUACCACUGUAUCGCUGUGUGUGUCACAUGUACAGAGUUGUCCUGCCAAUAUUCAUGUACAUAAACACUAAAUAUAGAACAAGUAA